Messenger RNA from Brassicogethes aeneus, 2354 nucleotides. The record is from the annotation of a GenBank genome assembly. NCBI's taxonomy places the organism in Eukaryota, Metazoa, Arthropoda, Insecta, Coleoptera, Nitidulidae.
GACGUAAGAAACAGUUUUUUAUUGUUGGGUGGAAAAUGGCUGUUUCUGUGAAACGAUUGUUGACAAAAGGUGCAACAAAGAAAUUGUUGCGAAAAUUCGACGAAAAGAAUUCCGAUAAAUGGGAACAUUUAUGCGAGAAAAGUUUAAAAAGCUUUCGUUUCGACGAAAUUGAUAAUAUUUGUUGGAUGAACGAAUUGGACAAUUUUAGAAGAUAUUUAAAAGUAAUUAAUGUUUUUGGAAAAACAAAGGUGUUUUACGAUCACAAUAAUUUAAAUGUUGUCAAAUCCACUUUGGAUGUGUUUCUAAAUACUAUUUCGGUGAAUAAUUUAGAUAUGGAUAUUUAUACGAAUUUGGUACAUUUGAUACAAAUUUUGGUUUGUGGUGUUUGCAAUUCUACUUUGAAACACAAACACGUGAUUAACAAUGAACAUCUAAUAAAAACGUUGGAGUUUAUGAUUAAUCAAUGUAAUUUAGAAGAAAUUUAUUUAAUUCUACAAGAUUACCUUUUUUCUGAAAAAUCUUCAUUUGCAAACUGCAGAGAAAGCUUGAUGAAUAUAUUUAAAUAUUUCGUUGAAACAAAAAAAUAUGAAUUCGUAUUAAAAAUAUUUAACAAGUUAUGCGAACAAACUGUUAUUUCAAACGAUACCUGCCUCAUUAUUUUAAGGUCUAUGCUUAAUAUUGGACAAAUAAUGUUUAAUGAAAACCUCGACGAUGACAUAUUGUUAAGUUUUGUGAAAGGUUUAAACAAUAUAUAUUUUCAAGAAGCAAGCUUCAAUCACCUAUUGAAGUACCAACUAAAAGAAGAAUAUUUAAAUUUUGUUUCUAGUAUUACAAGCAAUAUUGAUCAAAUUUGUAUAUCGUUUUGUAAAUCUAAAUAUGGCCGCAAUGAAUAUGCAAAACAUUUAGUUAUAAUUCUUAAAAACCACGAGCAAAAUAAUAAAAUUUCUAUUAAAAGAUCCCAAAAUCUGUUGAAAGAAAUAUUGUUGUUUGAUAAAGAUAUACACAAAUGGACAGAACAGGGAAGUACAGUGUUUUUUUAUAUCUAUCAAAUAUUAUGCGAACAAAACAAAUUUAUUUGGGAUUCUGGUACUGUAAUAAAAAUAUUAAAACCAGUGGUGUUCAGGAAUUCGUUGGAUAUUCACAUACAUAAAUCCAUAUGCAACUUUUUCCCAUUUUUAUUGGGCGAUGGCACUAAAAAAGAUAUUGUUUUCGUUGGAAUAAUGCUGUUGGAAAACAUUUCUCUACGCCCAAUAGACGAUUUCAAAAAAUUGAUUAAUUUUGAUUCCAAACAAUUGACUUGGAUGCUGCAACAUGGAAAUGAUACGUUAAAGAAAAAUUGUCUGGUAAUCUGGAUAAAAGAUUGUAGUGAUAUUACCAUUGUGUGUGAAGCUAUAAUCGAAACCAAUAGUCAUCAGAUUUUAUUGGAAGUUCUUGUUCAGGAGAGUGAUGACGAAUUUUAUCAAAAAUGCUGUCAUGUUAUUAAAAAAACAGAAAGCGAUAAUUUGGACAAAGCGAUAGGGAAUAGAAUAAUAUCAACCAAAGGGUCUCCUGACUCUAAAACUUCUGUAUUAUCAAAGCUGUUACUUUGUCAACAAAAAACGACCAAUGAGGAUUCAUUGAAUUUGAGUAUUUGCGAAUACUUUUCAAAAAAUUUAUCGGAUAUAACCGAUUUAAGGGUUUUGGCAGCAGCUUUACUGUACUGCAGAAAAUCUCUGGGAAAAAUUAAUAAAUAUCCAGAUGGGGUUUUAUGUUUUGUACAAAAUCAAAAUAUAAUCGAAAAAAUCGUCAUGAAUUUAUACUGUAAUUGUGAUGAGAACUGUGCGGUGGAGAUUCUGAAAUUUUUAAAUUAUUUUUUUCGUUUAACGAAAGCACAUAAUUUAUCUUUAAACAAACCAAUCCAUAUAAAAUUGGAAGAUUGCCUUAACGGUUCAAUUCAAAAAAUAAACUUGACCAUACGUUUAAUAUACCUGAUGCUAAAUGGUGAAAAAAAUUUGCAAAUGGAAAAAACUCAAUAUCCACACCUUUUCGUGAAAACGCACAUAAUUUGCAAUAUGGAUAAAGUUUCAUUGAAGUCUUUCUACAUUUUGAUGGUACUGCUGAAAAGAAAUCAUCAACUUUCCCUGUUGCCAAGCACAAAAUGUUUUGUGGAAAUGUUUUGUCGCACCAAGGAACAAAAUCUUGCUUUCAGUCAGUUUUUGGUGCAGUAUUUUAAAGUAUUAGCCAAAUUGAGAGAGCCUUCAUUUCAUUCUUGCGUUCCACAGGAGUCAAUCAUCAAGAAUUACAUUUUGAGAUCUGAUAUGCCACCAAAAUUGAUUAACAAGAUCAUGGAAAACUUACAGUUUUUACAUGAAUAG